Rhipicephalus microplus (southern cattle tick) is the source of this 462-nucleotide messenger RNA. RefSeq names its product ribosomal protein S25 (gene RpS25). Lineage: Eukaryota; Metazoa; Arthropoda; Arachnida; Ixodida; Ixodidae. The record is from RefSeq and is a predicted model, not a curated record.
UGAGUUAUCUACGCUGGCACGGGGUUCUUCACAGUGAGCGAAGGUCUCUUUUUUCACGGCAUUCGAUCCGGUUAGACACCGAAGAUGCCGCCCAAACAGGAUAGUAAAAAGAAAACUGACACCAAGGGAACCGCCAAGAAGAAGGAGGGAUCCUCCGGAGGCAAGGCCAAGAAGAAGAAGUGGUCCAAGGGAAAAGUGCGUGACAAGUUGAACAACCUGGUGCUGUUUGACAAGGCUACGUACGACAAGCUUCUCAAGGAAGUGCCCAGCUAUAAGCUGAUCACACCCUCAGUUGUCUCUGAGCGACUCAAGGUGCGAGGCUCACUUGCCCGCAAGGCCCUCGAGGAGCUGCUUCAGAAGGGACUCAUCAAACAGGUUGUCAAGCACCACAGCCAAAUCAUCUACACGAGGACAACCAAGGCAGAAGAUGCAUAAGCUGUGAAUAAAUAACAUUAAGUGCAA